AUGACGACUCCUACCAACAUUGAUCCAAAGGGUGUUCUAGCGCAGUUUUCCAAAUAUCAAGGCGACAACUACGUCGAGGGCUGGGCCGCCCUGUGGGACAAAGGAGAUAAUCUGCCCUGGGAUCGUGGCUUUCCCAACCCCGCGCUAGAAGACACCCUAGCCCAGCGAGCUAGCACCAUCGGUGGGCCCAUCACCCAGGACGGUCAGAGGCGGAAGGCCCUGGUGCCGGGCUGUGGACGUGGAGUCGAUGUACUCUUACUGGCGAGCUUUGGGUAUGAUGCCUAUGGUCUGGAGUGCAGCGCCGCGGCUGUCGAUGCCUGCAAAAAGCAGGAGAAGGAGAAACAUGACCAGUACCGUGUGCGAGACGAGAAAAUUGGGAAAGGGAGGGUCACUUUUGUCCAGGGGGAUUUCUUCGAUGAUGCAUGGCUAAAGGAAAUCGCAAUACCUCGGAAUGGAUUCGAUAUCAUCUAUGAUUACACGUUUUUCUGUGCACUGAACCCAGACCUCCGUCCUAAAUGGGCUCUCCGACACACCGAGCUCCUUGCUCCCUCACCUGCAGGCAAUCUGAUCUGUCUAGAGUCUCCUCGUCAUAAGGAUCCCUUGGCCCCGGGUCCUCCAUUUGCCUCUCCAUCCGAGGCCUACAUGGAACACCUGAGCCACCCUGGCGAGAAGAUCUCGUACAACGAUAAGGGUCUUGUCAAUACAGACCCGUUGCGAGAGCCCAGCAAGGCGGGCCUGGAGAGAGUGGCUCACUGGCAGCCGGAGCGCACGCACACUGUCGGCAUGGGUGAGAAUGGGGUGGUCAAUGACAGAGUCUCUAUUUGGCGUCGACGUGACUAG
Messenger RNA from Aaosphaeria arxii CBS 175.79, 840 nucleotides. Its product is annotated as thiol methyltransferase. Lineage: Eukaryota; Fungi; Ascomycota; Dothideomycetes; Pleosporales. Gene Ontology annotation, molecular function: thiopurine S-methyltransferase activity. The transcript has 2 exons. Bases 1 to 840 code for a protein of 279 amino acids. The record is from RefSeq and is a predicted model, not a curated record.